AUGAGAAGAAUAUUGAAUGCGACUGAUCCCACGGAUGUGGCUGAUUUGCUGAGCAGACCUGGAUUCAUCAAUGACAACCAGAAUCUGACUGUGUUGUUACUGAGCUACCAAUCCAUCCAGAAAUUGGGAAUAUUUGUGGAUCGAUUUAACCAAAACAGUCACAAUACGAACCUGACAGACGCGACCCGUGGGGCUAUCAUGGAGGGUCUGUGGCCACUGUUUGCCAAUCGCUUGUCUGAACUGAGUGAUGCCGAAGCAACACAGUGGCUUGAUGGCAGGCUGAAACCGUAUCUGCCUUUCAUCAGCAAAGACCUCCUGGCUUCUCAAGACACCCUGAGAGUGCGGUGCCUCCCCUACAGGAAAAUCCAAACAGAAGGAAUCUACAAUGGCAUCAAAGCUUACCUCCAACCAGCGGGUCCUAAACCAAAAUGCUACAACGCCAGUAAUCCAGCUCUGAACUCUACUGCUUGGUUUGUUAACUACCUCGGACUCUACCUGAGCCAAGUGACGGCAACUGAUCUUCGGUCUUUCUCUGAUAAUGAAGCAAAGCUUCAGGAAUUUGCAGCAGACCCUGAAAAUCUGGCAUUGCUGGCAAACGUGACAUUACCAAUUGAAGUUUCGAAACUCUACAUCGACUUGCUGCAUCAAGGGAAUCCAAAUGUUAAUAUUACAAGCCUGCCGGAUUCUCUGACUUGCUUACUUGCUGGUACAAAUGCACUUCAGUCCGUGAAAGCACAGCAAGUCUUGGCUCUAAUCCGAAAGCUAAACCAAGUGUGUCGGGUGAGCCCGAGCAUUAAUGCAACGCUGCCUCCAGGACCUGCGACAGAUGAACAACUGAAGCUCUCCAUAACUUUAGUGAGCAAAAUUGACAACUUCUCAGUGGAAACUCUGAAUCAAUUGGGACAAUCAGCUGUUGGUCUAUCAGUGACGCAGAUUGCAGAUACUAAGGCAAAUACUUUUCAGCAAGCCCUGCCAAGCCUGGGGCAAGUUUUGAAUUGGAAUUAUGGACAACAGCUUUUGAUUGUGGACAAAGUGUUGAGCAAUGGCUACCAGGCCGAGAACAAACAGAAGCUGUUGGAUCUUGGAACCCUGACAGCUGGAUGUAAAAGCAGAGUAUUCCAAAGCAUUGACUCCAAAAUACUCACCGAUGUGAUCACAGACCCCGUGUUUGUUGUGAAUAUUCAAACCGCACCACAAGUUAUAGUGAUUGUAAUCAUUGUGAAGGUAUUGAAGGCUUCAAGUGACGGUGUAGAAGCAGUAAAGAGCAUUCCCCCAGGUCUCGCCAAAGAGAUCCCACCCCUGUACCUGACCUCCAACUUCGAUCUUGGUGACAUCAACGACAAACUGUGGCUACCGAGUCAGGCUGCUGUGUUUUUUGAAAAUAUAAUCCUAAGGAACAAAACUUAUGGCAGCUUUUCACAUUCUGUGCUGCGAGGCUUCAGCUGUGGGGCGGUCAAGACCCUGAAUUCUCGUGACUUCAUUCAGCUUGUUCGAGUAUUGAAGGAGAAGCGGGUCAAACUGGAUAAAAGUCAGCUCAGUUGCAUACUCUUCAAACUGAAAUCGUAUGAAAUGGAAGUUGACGUAGACAUGAUCCCCGAGGAUGUUCUGCUGUAUUUCAAGUCUGUCGACUUCAAGACAAAUCCAAACUGUGAUCUCGAUGGGGCCACUAUCAGUACUUCUCAUAUUUCCAUUUUGGAGCAAUUAAAGAAUUGCGUAUCGUACACUAAAAGCCAAAAGUCAGCGAUUGAAGCUCUACUCAAUAACAGUCCAACCAGAUACGGUCUGCCUUCAUCAUGGACAUCAUUGACGUUGGAUGAACUUGGAAACCUACCUUUGACUUUCACCUUCACAUGGAAACAUGUAAACUUGGUUGCCUUGCAGUAUGCCCUCCCAAGAUUUCUCAAGAGAUUGAAAACUUCCAACCCACCAAACGUUGUCCUGGGAUUCAUAGAUCAGUUGAAGCUGCAAGCAAACUUCACAGAAACCUGCACAGAGCUGGCAGCGGAAGACAUUGAUGAGCUAACCCCGAUCAAGUACGAUGCAGUCCAGUUAGACAAGUGUUUGAGUCAUCUCGUACUGAAGAAUAACAUAUUUGUAUUGGGAACUCUAUCCUUUGAUUCUACUCAGCUGCACGUCCUGAAAUACAAACUUGUUCAGCUUUACCCCAAUGGACUCCCAGAAGACACGAUUCUACUGUUGGGCAACAUAUCAACUGUGUUCAAUGCGACCGAAAUGAGCAGCUGGAAUAUAACUCAAGUUGACACACUUGGACAAGUGCUGCUGAAUCCGCUGAAGCACUCCCAGGUUCAAACCAUCAUUACAAGAUUCCUGGAGUUAGAUGGACAACUGAAUGGAGUUACAUUGAAAGCUGUCGGUGGUCCAAACCUGUGCAUUCUGAAUGAAAGCCAACUGAUGACAAUUUCCUCCCUGGAAGAGGCAGGAGCUCUGGAUAUUUCUUCAUGCAGUCAGUCAAAGAAGAACCUGCUUUACAAGAAAGCCGUUGUUGUUUUGAAGCUUCAGCAUAGCAGUGCGAUCACCCAAUUUCAUCUGAUAAAGUCGUACAUUAGUGGAGCUCGACUGGAUGAUCUGAAAGCUCUUGCAAACAACACAGUCAAUAUGGAUUUUGCAACCUUCCGGGCACUGAAUCCUGAAGAAGUGAAGAAUCUGACAGCUGAGGACCUGAAAGGCUUGCUUGGAGCUCACCUUCCAGCGCUGAAAACUGGAUUCAAUGACACUGUUGUGAAAGUUUGGGUGAAUUCGCACUUUGAAUCUGAAGUCAGGAAAGUUGGGCUUACGGGAGGAAUUCCAGAUCCUCCUCUAGGUAUGUUCCUUGUCAACGGUAAAUAA
Molecule: messenger RNA, 2847 nt
Organism: Callorhinchus milii (elephant shark)
Lineage: Eukaryota; Metazoa; Chordata; Chondrichthyes; Chimaeriformes; Callorhinchidae
Exons: 22
Coding region: 1-2847 (948 amino acids)
Biological process (GO): cell-matrix adhesion
Cellular component (GO): cell surface
Source: RefSeq, a predicted model, not a curated record